Molecule: messenger RNA, 5133 nt
Organism: Xenopus laevis (African clawed frog)
Lineage: Eukaryota; Metazoa; Chordata; Amphibia; Anura; Pipidae
Gene: shroom1.S
Product: protein Shroom1-like
Exons: 9
Coding region: 419-4753 (1444 amino acids)
Source: RefSeq, a predicted model, not a curated record
GAUACAGUGCCCAAGGCAUUCCGCUUACCUAUAGCGAGAGAGUAGUCGUUGCCUGAGGGGGAAAUGAGAGCGGUUGGAUUGUGUGUUUGCUGUGCGACAGCGAUUCCUUUCAUCUUCUGACAGACCUGCAGCACUUUCUACAGCCGCAGCUGAGCGACUACAGAGAUGCAGUUCAGUGCCCAUGGUUGAGUUUAAAGGCCAUGAUAAGAGAGCAGAUGCAAUUUCCACAUUGUUACCAUUAAGUGAUCUCCACGCACAACUCCUUCGGAUUCUCACCCAGCUGCUAUGGAGAUGCUUUCGCUUUGCACAUGCCAAGGUCUUUGUUUUUGAGCUACGCAGAAGAAAAUGCCACUUUUCCAAAAUUAUUUUGAAGAAUUUUAAAUAAAUCUCUUCAGUUUCAAAGGGCUUUAUAUCAGUAAUGUCAUCUUUUGGCAGUGCAAUCGAGAGAUGGAACAUAAAAAGUACAGGAGUCGUUUCUGGUCUGGGACAUUCUGAGAGAAUAUUGCCUGUAAGAUCCAUUACAUUAGUGGAUUCAGCCUAUAGCUCAUUUUCUGGCAAUUUAUAUAUUCCAGAAUACCAGAACUCAUUUCAGCCUGACAGCUGUCAUUUUAAUGAUGAACAGCUUUCUUACAUGGACGUUGAAUAUGUAAGAGCCAUCUAUAAUCCUAGUGUAGUAGACCAGGAUGGUGUAUAUCAUGAUAUAUUGUCUGAACAUGGAUGCUCAGAAGUAGCUCUGUCUGGAAGAACUGGCAGCACUUUUAGUUGUGACAACACAUCACAUGUUCAUCGAACUUCACCAGCAAAACUGGAUAACUGUGUUUCUAACAUGAGCACUGACCAAGUUAGCAUGAAAUGUAUUUAUGAAGAUCCACUAAAUAUGAAGGAUAGGCAUAAUCACCCAAAUAAUAGCGUAUUUGUGCCUAAUCACAAAGCAUAUGGCCACCAACAAAACAGUCCCACAGAGAUAAACAUUUUGCAGGAAAAAGAAAACCAAAUGUAUAAUCAAUCAAAUUAUAUGGAAAUAAAAGAUAAUUAUUUUGGCAGAUGUUUCGAUGUUAUUCGAGCAGAUGGAGAGAUUGGGACACAAGAUUCAUGUACCCAGAAUUCCCCAUAUUGUUCAGAUGAGUACAGAAUCACACAAUAUGCAGGUACAAAUAGAAUGAGCAAAGAGCAUUUCAAGGGAAACGAUCUACAAAAAACGAAUGAAGAAAACACAGAAGGAGACGGACCAUAUCUGACAAAAGACGGUCAAUUUGUUCAUGGCCAAUAUCUAUCAGACGUAAGUUUUAAAAACAUAAGACCUUCCCAUAAAACGUCUGUGUCAGGAAAAAUUGGUGCUUGUGCCAAAAAAGGUAAUCGCUGGAUUAUGAAGCCAGGUAAAGAAACUCAUUGUUCUAAUUCUGAAGGAACAAUUAAGGACACAGAGUAUGAUGACCAUGAGCAGAAUAUCAGGAAAUCAAGGCUUGGUACAAGGGCAAGCCAAACCUUAUAUUAUGAGUCUAAUGAAGAUGUAUCUUGCCCUCGCUUAAAAGCCAUGAAUUCCAUGAAUGACGUUCUUGAAGUUAACAAUGCACCCAGUUUCCAAAAAGAUGCAACUGUAAAGUCUAUUCCCUUGUUAUCUCAGCAGCUUCAACAGGAAAAACCUAAAAGCCAUCCCCUGUCUGAUUUAAACUGUGAAAAGAUUACCAAGGCAACAACACCUAUGCUGUAUCAUCUUGCUGGAGGAAGGCAUAGUGCAUUUAUAGCUGCUCUAAACAAUACAAAUGCAGCUAAACAAGAAAAACUGAAGCUUGAGUCAAAGACAUUUGACAAAAUGAAUAAAAUUUCUAUACUUCAACAAACCGAACCAAGACCAGAUAACCAUAAACUCCCAAAGAAUAAAAGCCUGACGCAACUUGCUGAUCUCCAUGACUCUGUAGAGGGUGGGAAUUCUGGCAAUUUAAAUUCUUUAGCAGAAGAGUGCUUAAUGAAUGACUACAUUGAGAAACUGAAAGUUGCGCAGAAGAAAGUAUUGAGGGAAACCUCUUUUAAAAGAAAGGACUUGCAGAUGAGUUUGCCUUGCAGAUUUAAGCUGAAUCCACCGAAAAGGCCCACCAUUGAUCAUUUUCGAUCCUAUUCUUCAUCCAGUGCAAAUGAGGAGAGUAGGUUUCUCCAAACAAAAAGCUCUGUUGACAGCAGCUACAAAAAAGAUGAUACUGAAAAGGUUGCUGUUCCUCGAAUAGGAGGACGGAAACGUAUUACAAAGGAACAAAAGAAGCUGUGUUAUUCAGAACCAGAGAAACUAGAUCACCUUGGGAUUCAAAAAUCUAACUUUGCAUGGAAGGAGGAACCUACUAUUUCAAAUAAAAGGGAGAUGAGUGAUUCUGAUAUUACUGCAAACAGGAUAAAGUAUCUGGAGAGCAAAGAACGUACCACCUCAUCUUCAAGUCUUUCUAAGACAGAACUCAAACAAAUCCAGCAUAAUGCACUUGUUGAAUAUAUGGAGAGAAAAACAAACCAAAGGCCCAAUAGCAAUCCACAAGUUCAGAUGGAAAAGACACCAGGAUUGCUAAAUUAUAAUGAAUGGAAUAUCUACUCAUCUGAAACUGGUUCCGUCGAUGCUUCUCAAAAGUACCUACGUAGGAGAUCAGCGGGAGCAUCAUCAUCUUAUGAUGCCACAGUAACGUGGAAUGACAGAUUUAGGAAGAUUUCACCUCUUGGACGUUCAGCAGCAGAGCAAACUGCUGGUUUACAAUUUAGGACUUUUUCUGAUCAGCGCACUUUUGAUGGCAGUCAGGAAACUCUUGAAGGUUCUUCCCCAUCGCUCAGUCAAAAAACAUCAACGUCAACUCAUCAUGAACAGGUUUUAUAUGUAAAUAUAGAGUUUCUUCCCUCAACACUUUCCAAGAGUCACAUUCAUAAUGACCGUGUGAAUUAUUUGUGCUCCUCUGAUAACAGACUGACCAUACCCGGAGACAGCACCAGUGCCGAGUCUGGGAUAAUCUGUGUCUCCAAAAGCAGAGGAAAGUCCAUGGAAGAAAUAGGGACUACAGACAUUGUAAAGCUUGCAGAGCUGAGCCAUAGCUCAGAUCAACUUUACCACAUUAAAAGAUCUGUGAUAUCUUCAAGGCUGGAGAACACAAGAACUGCAGCUGCAUCCCAUCAAGACAAACUCUUGGCCAGCACUCAGAAUGAGACUGGAAAUCUGACCAGACAAACACACCAAGAAAGUGUUCUGGGACCCCGCAGAUCAGAUUUAGCAAAUUUAGAACAGGAGGCACAUUCCUGGCCUUUGAAAGCUAGUGCCGUUUCCUCAGAUAGAGAUAAUUCCUGCUCUUCAUCUCCUUCGGCAAAGGUUCAACCCUGGGCUUCUGAGCCUUUGCAAUGCUUAGAAACAGAAGAUGAGGUCUUUACACGAGCCAGCAUUGUCAGAAAUGAAGAGUCCAGCUCCAGUGCCUUUAGCUAUCUGCACAACACUGGAAAACCUGUGUCUGAAGGGGAAGCUACUGCAUUAUCCUUUUCUUUCUUACCUGAGCAGGGUCAUCUAGAACACCUGAUUGUCAGUGAAUCUGCAACAAGCUCUGAAGCUGGUGUACAUGUUUUGGAUGAUGCUGCUGAGAAAGAUAUGAUAACGCAACAUCCUGAGACUUCAAAAGUCGACAAGCCACUUGACUUAACUGCUGAUAAUCGAGAAGUUGAAGGGGAUGGAGAACUUAUGCAACCAGAGUGUAUAGACAGCUCACAGCAGCUCGAGUUGAGUUCCCUUCCUUCCAGCCAGGUUAACAUAAUGCAGACUGCAGAGCCUUAUCUUGGUCAUGACAUAAACAGCGGAAAUGAAGAUACCAUGGAGCAAAAAACAGAGGACCUUGAGCAGAAAAGUAAGAAUCCAGAAGAAGAAGACGAUUUACCCAAGGUGAAGUUAAAAUCUCCAGAAGAUGAAAGACGAGAGGAACUAGUUAAAGAGAUAGUUGCCAAGGAUAAAUCUCUCAUGAAUUGUCUCCAGCCUGUUUCUGUCCGAGAAUCUGCAAUUAAUAUCAUGAAAAGCCUCUUCCCUAUGGACUUCACUGCCGUAGAAAAAUCUAGAACUAGAGGACUUCUUGGAAAAGACAACAGGGAAACAUUAAGGAAAAACAACUCGGACCUUGAAAGUAUCUCUAAAUUUCCUUCAAAAAUAACAACGUUGCUUCAGAAGAGUUGUGUGCAGAGGCCAGAUGGGGAAAGCCUAGAUGACAUCACUUUAAAGAAAAUGGAACUCCUUUCCAACAUUGGUUCCAAGCUAGAAGAUCUUUGUGAGCAGAGAGAAUACCUUUUAUCUGAUAUCUGUAAGAACACAACAAACGGCAAUAAUAUGCAGACUAUAGUAAAAGAGCUGUGUAAGCCCAAUGAGUUUGAGCGCUACAUGAUGUUCAUUGGGGAUCUAGAGAAAGUGGUGAGCCUGCUAUUUUCCCUGUCUGCAAGGCUGACUCGGGUUGAAAACGCUUUAAGCAAGGUCGAUGAAAAUACAGAUGCAGAAGAGAUGCAAUCCCUAAAGGAGCGUCACAAUCUCCUGUCCAGUCAAAGAGAAGAUGCCAAAGACCUAAAGGCAAACUUGGACCGCAGGGAACAAGUCGUCACAGGAAUCCUUGUAAAAUACCUGAAUGAGGAACAGCUGCAGGACUACAAGCACUUUGUGAGACUGAAGACCUCACUCCUGAUUGAGCAAAAGAACCUUGAGGAGAAGAUAAAACUGUAUGAGGAGCAGUUUGAAAGCAUCCAGAAUAGCAUCCCACCAUAAUCACAAGCCAACACAAGAUUAGCCCUUACUCUUCCCACCAUCCACCCACUACAAUGAAAAUUCUCUCUGGGUUUCGUGUCAUUGAAAUUUCUCGGUGUUGAUUAAACUGCUGCUAAAACUUAACGAGGUUAAUUCUCGUUCUCCUGUGUUUCGACGGGACUUGCUAAAGGCCACUCUGACAGUGUUAAUCCAGUUUCUUGGCAAGAAAGAGAUGGGGUGGAUACUACGCAAGUUGGACAGCGGCUAGCUAGAAUUGUGUGCCUUUUUAUUUUGCAUAACUUAUCAAUGUUUUGUCUUUUUCAAUGUUAUUGACGACUAACAGUGUGUCCUUGUAAUUUGGAUUCCUGAGAAAAUUAUUUAAAUAAAAAUGUUUGUUUCUG